Pseudozyma flocculosa PF-1 is the source of this 2103-nucleotide messenger RNA. RefSeq lists its product as uncharacterized. Gene Ontology annotation, biological process: UDP-N-acetylglucosamine metabolic process; protein N-linked glycosylation; fructose 6-phosphate metabolic process. Bases 1 to 2103 code for a protein of 700 amino acids. Lineage: Eukaryota; Fungi; Basidiomycota; Ustilaginomycetes; Ustilaginales; Ustilaginaceae. Gene Ontology annotation, molecular function: L-glutamine:D-fructose-6-phosphate transaminase (isomerizing) activity; carbohydrate derivative binding. The transcript is spliced from 4 exons. The record is from RefSeq and is a predicted model, not a curated record.
AUGUGCGGUAUCUUUGCCUAUGUCAACCACCUCGUGGAGAAGGACCGCCGCCAGGUGAUCGACAUCCUGGUCAACGGUCUGGCCCGACUCGAGUACCGAGGAUACGACAGUGCCGGUCUCGCGGUCGAUGGUGACAACGAGUCCGACACGCUCAUCUUCAAGCAGGUCGGCAAGGUCGCCGCCCUGCGCAAGCACAUUGACGAGGCGCCCGUAGACUUCAACAAGACCUUUAUCUCGCAGAUGGGCAUGGCCCACACGCGGUGGGCCACCCACGGCCAGCCGACGCCCAUCAACUGCCACCCGCACCGCUCCGACGUCAAGAACGAGUUCACCGUCGUCCACAACGGCAUCAUCACCAACUACCGCGAGCUCAAGCUGGUUCUCGAGAAGCGCGGCUUCCAGUUCGAGACCGAGACCGACACCGAGGCGGUGGCCAAGCUUUGCAAGUACCUCUACGACUCGGCCACCAGCCGCAAGCCCGACUUUACCUCGCUCGUCAAGAGCGUCGUCAAGGAGCUCGAGGGCGCCUUCUCGUUUGUCUUCAAGUCGGUCCACUUCCCCGGCGAGGUCGUCGUGGCGAGGCGCGGCUCGCCCCUGCUGAUCGGCGUCAAGACCGAGAAGAAGCUCAAGGUCGACUUUGUCGACGUCGAGCUCGGCGGCGCCGUCGACAGCUCCGGCUUCGGCGAUGCCGGCCUCCUCGCUCCCCCCGGCGGCAAGAACCCCUCGGGCCCCGGCUCGCUCAGCGUGCCCAACGCCAACAACAAGCUGCUCCGCUCCCAGUCGCGCGCCUUCCUCUCCGAGGACGGCCUGCCGCAGCCGAUUGAGUACUUUGUCGCCUCGGACGCCAGCGCCAUCAUCGAGCACACCAAGCGCGUCCUCUACCUCGAGGACGACGACAUCGCCCACAUCGCCGAGGGCGAGCUGCACAUCCACCGCCUGCGCAGGAACGACGGCCUGUCGUCGAUGCGCUCCAUCGAGACGCUCGAGAUGGAGCUGGCCGAGAUCAUGAAGGGCCAGUUUGACCACUUUAUGCAGAAGGAGAUCUACGAGCAGCCCGAGUCGGUCGUCAACACGAUGCGCGGCCGCGUCGACUUUGACUCGCGCAAGGUGACGCUCGGCGGCCUGUCGGCGUUCCUCAACACGAUCCGCCGCUGCCGCCGCAUCGUGUUCGUCGCCUGCGGCACCUCGUACCACUCGUGCCUGGCGACGCGCGCCAUUUUCGAGGAGCUGACCGAGAUCCCCGUCUCGAUUGAGCUGGCCUCGGACUUCCUCGACCGCAAGACGCCCAUCUUCCGCGACGACGUCUGCGUCUUUGUGUCGCAGUCGGGCGAGACGGCCGACACGAUCCUGGCGAUGCGCUACUGCCUCGAGCGCGGCGCCCUCUGCGUCGGCGUCGUCAACACGGUCGGCUCCACCAUCUCGCGCGAGACCCACUGCGGUGUCCACAUCAACGCCGGCCCCGAGAUUGGCGUCGCCUCGACCAAGGCCUACACGUCGCAGUACAUUGCGCUCAUCACGAUGGCCGUCCAGCUGUCCGAGGACCGCAUCUCGAUGACGGAGCGCCGCAACGCCAUCAUUGACGGCCUCCACGCGCUGCCCGAGCAGAUCCGCUCCAUCCUCGAGCAGGACAAGGCGCUCCAGGCGCUUGCCCACUCGACGCUGGCCAAGGAGAAGUCGCUGCUGAUCAUGGGCCGCGGCUACCAGCACGCCACGUGCCUCGAGGGCGCGCUCAAGAUCAAGGAGGUGUGCUACAUGCACUCGGAGGGCAUCCUGGCCGGCGAGCUCAAGCACGGCCCGCUGGCGCUCAUUGACGAGUCGAUGCCCGUCAUCCUCAUCAUGACCAAGGACUCGCUCUACCCCAAGGUGCAGACGGCGCUGAUGCAGGUCACGGCGCGCAAGGGCCAGCCCAUCAUCAUCUGCAACGACGACGACCAGGACAUCCAGCCCGGCUCGCGCACCAUCCGCGUCCCGCGCACCGUCGACUGCCUCCAGGGCCUCCUCACCGUCAUCCCGCUCCAGCUCCUCUCGUACCACCUCGCCACGGCCGCCGGCGUUGACGUCGACUUCCCACGGAACCUGGCAAAGAGCGUCACGGUCGAGUAA